This is a messenger RNA of Heteronotia binoei (common prickly gecko), 997 nucleotides long. It is a transcript of the gene HACD4, whose product is annotated as 3-hydroxyacyl-CoA dehydratase 4. Lineage: Eukaryota; Metazoa; Chordata; Lepidosauria; Squamata; Gekkonidae. The record is from RefSeq and is a predicted model, not a curated record. The transcript has 7 exons. Gene Ontology annotation, cellular component: endoplasmic reticulum membrane. Bases 195 to 890 code for a protein of 231 amino acids. Gene Ontology annotation, molecular function: 3-hydroxyacyl-CoA dehydratase activity. Gene Ontology annotation, biological process: very long-chain fatty acid biosynthetic process; fatty acid elongation; sphingolipid biosynthetic process.
AUUUGCAGUUGAGUUCUCUUCUGUUUAAGAAAUGCUCACCCUUUUUUUUCAAUAUCUGACUGCUCUCCAUGACGUGGUGGAGAGGAAGGGAAGGGAAGGAGGAGGAGGAGGAACCUCCCAGCUCUCAGGCAGGCUCUUGUAAGGGUGAGGCAGAGGCACAGGCAUAGCCUGAAGGAUCCAAUUUCUUUCAGCAGAUGAAGCAGGAACCUCUACCCAAAGCUGUUGCAAUGGACACCUACUACAUCUUCAGCUAUUACUUGAUCCAGUUCUGUGGUCAUUCCUGGAUGUUUACCAAUAUGAUCAUCAGAUUCUUGUCUUUUGGGGAAGACUCUGUGGCAGAUACUUUCUAUUCUAUUGGACUUGUGAUGCGUAUUUGCCAGUCAUUGUCUCUACUGGAGCUUUUGCAUAUAUUUCUUGGCAUUGAAAAUGAUCGGUUUUUCCCAAGGCUUUUACAGAUUACAGAAAGAAUUGUAAUCUUAUUUGUUGUGAUUGCCAGUCAAGAAGAAGUUCAAGGGAAAUCUGUGGUGUGCCUCUUAUUUUUUCUCUGGAGCUUCCUUGAUGUGGUCAGAUAUACUUAUUGCAUGUUAGCAGUGAUUGGAAUACACUUCAAAGGAUUGACGCAACUAAAUUAUGUGCUAUGGAUUCUUUUAUAUCCGUUAUCAGUGCUGGCUGAAGCAUUUGCUAUAUAUGAAUCACUGCCUCAUUUUGAAACUUCUGGCACUUACUCAAUCAAUCUGCCCUUGCCAUUUGCUGUGCCCAUCUACUUUCCUUAUAUACUAAAAAUGUACAUGGUAACAUUGUUUGGUGGUAUGUGCUUCAUUGUCCGACACCUUGAUACAGAAUGGAACACUCAUCUCAGAUGUUGCAACGGCAAAACAAAAAGCAGCUAACUCUUUUCUCCCCCCUCGGUCAAUGAGGAAAACAGCUUCAUACGUCCUGCUGGUAAACACACUUGGAAAUGCUAAGCACUGACCAUAUAUUUCAAGCAACAAAGAGU